UCGUUCUAAUGCAAGGCCCCCUGGUAUUUCUCAUCUCUGCUCAUAUCUGGGGGUGGGUAUUUAUUUACAUUUGCUUACCGUUACAUCGUCCCAUUUACAGUGACAGAGAUCUGUACAAAAGCACCUUGCCACUGCAUAAAAGUCACUACCUUGAAUCUGGGUUCAACAACUAACUCAUCUGUUUUUCUCUGAGCAACCCUUUGACCUUCUACACCGCUAUUUCGGAGACAAAUAAAUAAUUAUCUAGUUAAUCAAAAAUGAGGAUCGAGGAAAAGAGAGUUUAGGCAUCUAUUUCGGCUUUUUUUCUCUACGGCCAGAAAAUCCAGUCCGUAGUUUGUCUGUUUCCCGGCGGCAGCUCUCCAGCUGUUGCUGCUGAUGCAGGGAGGAGGGAGAGGUGAGGAAGGAGAACAAUGAAGGCGGCUUUUGGGGCUGAUAGCUCCCUGUCCAGCAACACCUCGGAUAACCCUAGCCAGGCUGUAGCCACCGGACAGGAAGGACCUUUUGGAGAGUGCGACGACGAGCUCCUCUGUCUUCGGAAUACCUCUUACAGACGGGAGUCGCAGGGCUCAACGGACAGUGGCAAGCAACCCAGCAUCAGCAAGCCCCUAGUGCCAGCAGCUGCAGGGGGGUCUUACAGUAUGACCACCGGUGAGUUCCUUCACUGCAGCGGGGCGUCCACCGGGGCCACAAUAUAUGGCCGUGCCUCCCCCAGGAGAACCGCUUUCUACAAGGCCCUCUGUUUUCUGCUGCUUGUCUUACAAGGAGGGGUGCUCGAUUUCUACCUCAUUGUAGUCACCGAUUUGUACUGGUGCUCCUGGAUCGCUACUGACCUGGUCGUCAUUGCUGGCUGGGGAAUAUUUUUCAUUAAAAACGCUAAGAGCAAGAAAGAGAAGAGCUGCAACAGUCUGCGCCAGCUCAAGGCAGCAUGGCAGGGUGGCAACCACGGAGAAUUCACCUUUGCUUACCUGGCAUGGCUUAUUUAUGUCAUUGCCUUCACUCCCAAGGUAGUUUUGAUACUGGGAACCUCUAUCCUGGAUUUAAUCGAACUGGGGGUGCCUUUGGGGACAACUGGCUUCAAAAUUACCUUAAUGAUAUCAGCCCCUCUACUAUAUGCUCUCAUCAACUCCAUUUCAGAUAGCUACAGUGGGCAACCAGCUCAGAGCUGCUUCCUUACCAGCUGCCUAGACCUGCUUGACAGCUUCACCUUGCUGGAGAUGUUGCUGCAGGAACGUACCCCUUUGCUACAGCUUCGUUAUACUGUCCUUGCUAUCUAUUUUCUUACCCUUACUAUGCCAGUACUCUGGCUUUACCAGCUUAAUACCUCCCAGCUUGAUUGUAAAUCUGUUUGGGUACGGCUGUUUUCUGGACUCUUGGUCAAUGUGCCUCUUCUGGUGAUGAGAUGUCUCCUAGUAUUUGGUUAUGGACAACAAGUUUCAGUCUUUAUGCUCAAGAACUUGUUCUUUCUGACAUCUAGUUGCCUGGAGGGAAUUGAGCAGUCCUGUACCUUCCGAAGUCUCUCCAGUCCUCCAGGCCAUUUCUCUCACUGCAUUUCAGAGAAUGACAUGUGUCCCCAUGGAUAUGUUAACACCUUAGCUGUCACUGGUCCUAAAUAAACUUUGUCAAUGUCACUAUGUAGCUACUAUUAGCUUUACAAAAAAAAAAAAAAAAACUAAAAUAAUUUUUGUAUUUCUCUGUCAUAUCAUAUCUGUUACUGGCACUAAGAGCUAAUAUUAGGAUACAAUUCAGAUGACAGUGCACCUCUCAAAUGUACCUGUAUCAGCAUAGUGAAUUAAUACGUCAACAUCAUGGAUUGAACAAGCCUGAAAAAAAACUGAAGCUGGAUCAGCUCACUUCAUAUAGAAAGUAUCAAUCCAGUAAUUUUUUAUCUAAAUCACUACUUUUCAUCUACAGCAGCUAUUGAAGUAUCUUCAGCUUCUGGUCUCCUUCCCAACUCACAGAUGACACUAGUAGCCAAUACAAAUGGCUAGUGCUUUAAUUUAUGGACAGGGUAGGCCCAUUUUUCUGGUAUGGCUUGGUGGGGAAAAAUUAUUCUACUUUCCAUUUUAGCAUUUGCUCUAACUGGGCACAGCUGUCACUCAGGUGUACAGUUUGUAACCUUGAGCAAGGAUCUCCCCAUACACCAUCAACUCCUAAGAUCAUUGGCAUCUUUUCAACAUUAGGAGCAACAGAAUUUGACUUUUUCUCAAGGAGCUCGACUGUUUUGGACAAAACAUUUGCAAAAACACUCCAGUUUUACAGUGUAAAUUACUUCUUAAUGAACUUUACUCUCAGCAGUAAUAAUGACCCUACCUCAAAGCCAUUUUAAUGAUGACCUUUCUGACUGAGACAGUAUUUUCAGGCUAGCAGGACUUUUGGCAGAACACUUGUUAAAUGCAUAACUCUUAUUAAGUGUAGCAGUGUAGUAAAGUUUUUUGAUAGUCUGAAAAGUAUGGUAUGAACAAAAAGUGUUAUCUAGAAGCAAAGCUGAGUCAAGGGGAGCAUAUAUAUUAAAGACUGUUAGAGCCUGGUGCUAACACUGACAGGUGCUGUGUUUAAACAAAGGCUACUUAAAACUGCCUCUUGAAUUUUACUGAAAACCUGAUGCUCAGGAUCCUGUCCUGUAUCCUUACUUUUUGCAGGCAAGGGCUGUACUGCCAUUGUUAUUUGUGCGUGUGCAUGUGUGUGUGUUAAACACAUGCAUGUGCACAUACAUGCAUGCAUUUAGAGUGCCUGAUCAGCAUAGAUGUAUAUCAUGACACAGACAACUGCAGUAGUGUCGUUAUCCAAAGUUAUAUGCACCUGCAUCAAAAAUGAGUACUCCUACCAUAUCUUUUUAUCAGCAAAAAUCUACUGCAAGUCAUUGUAUGAAUUGUGCAGUGAUAGACUUUUGGAUACCAAGGUGAGUUUUUCGGGUUCAUUCUUAUUUAAUGUCUUGGCCUGGUAGCACUCACAAUAAACCAAAAUCUAAUGUAUCUAAGGAGCAGAGAAAUUGGCUUCAUUAUGGCCAUGUAAGGUGGUGAAUUGCUGCUUGCACACACACACACACAUUAUGUAAUAUAUAUAUAUAUAAAAACACCAAUUAAAAUCAGAUGUAUCCCCCAUAAGAACCAAUUCAAACUCGAACUCAAACAACACGUGCUAAAGACUUGGUCCUGUCCAUGCCAAACACCAACCUGACCUAUAAUUUGCUAUUUUCCUAACACUAUCUUUUUUACUACCUCUUAUUCUCCUCCUCUCUUUUGUUUUCUUCUCCUUCCCCCCUCUAUCGUCCUUCUGUUUUUUGAUCCUCUGUUUUUCUUUAGUCCUUUUUACUAUUACUCUUACUCUGCCUCUUCAGUCCUCCUAUCACUUAUUCUCCUCUUUCUCCCUCUUUUCUUUUUUAUCCUGUUUCUUUCCACCUAUUUUACUAACACUCCUACUCUAACUACACUCAUAAUUUCAUCUUGUAAAUACUUCGGUACAUGACUCAUCUUUUUUGCAACCAAUUUACUUUACAUUACAGCACCAUUUCAAAUGCUUUUUGUAAUCAAUUAAUUUUAAAUUACUGCCCAAAUUCUAAUGAAUGUGUAUUUGACAUUUAUUUCAAAUUUCUUAUCAAUAUACUUAUUGCAUAUUAUUCUUGUUGUAUAACAAUUGUAACUGACUUCUGGAGCCUUUCUCCACAGGUCUCCAAUGAAGAAGGUCCCCUGGGCUCAGUUGGACCAACCCGG
This is a messenger RNA of Protopterus annectens (West African lungfish), 3710 nucleotides long. RefSeq names its product transmembrane protein 121B (gene TMEM121B). The record is from RefSeq and is a predicted model, not a curated record. The coding region runs from base 411 to 1613 and encodes 400 amino acids. NCBI's taxonomy places the organism in Eukaryota, Metazoa, Chordata, Ceratodontiformes, Protopteridae. The transcript has a single exon.